AUGGAAAUAUUCACUGAUAACGGCCUUUGUUACCCUUUAUGCCCAUCCACUUCAUCCCAGGAUGCCAUCACCGGACAAGGACAAGAGAUUCAGGUAAGAGUAGUUUUAGUUGCCAUAAUGGCCGAUGUAGAGAUGGAGCAACCCAAAGUUGAACCCAAAGAAGAAGGAACUGAACAAAAUGGAAACGCUGACAAGGGUGAAAACAAAACUUCUGAAUACGAGGAGAAUGAAACAUUCAAGAAGUUGCUGUCGCAGCAAAUGAAAAAGUCUGUUGCUGAAGCCCUAAUGAAGCUGUUCGAUAGCGGAUACAUGACAGCUGAAGAUGUCGACGAGCGAGCCGUAGAAAUGAUGAACUCGUUCCCGGAAGAACAAGCUCGCUACAUUGUUGAUCAAUUGAGGGAGGCCGUUGAGCACUUUGACAAGACAGAUUUGAAACCAGUGUUCAAAGCUGUAUCCUGUGUUUUACAUCAUUGUCAAGAUCGUCAGUGCGAUAUGGAGUCGCGGCUGUUCGGAGUGCAAAACAAGGCCCAGUACUUGAUGUCCCUCAUGCGUAACUUCCGUGACCGCGUCCGCAAUCAGGGAGCUCAGUCUGUCAUGGCUGGAAAGCUCAUCACUGGACCAGAUCCGGACAAGAUGGCUGAAAUUCUGAAAAGAACCGGAUACUCGUUGGAAAUCACCGUUGGACAGCGCAAAUACGGAGGACCAUGUCCCGGAUGGGAAGGCCCAGCAACUGGACCUGCGGGUCAGGGGCAUGAGGUAUACGUUGGACAUAUCCCGCAUGAGCUCUUUGAGGACGCUCUUGUGCCCCUCUUCGAGCAAUGCGGAAAGAUCUGGGAUCUGCGCUUGAUGAUGGACCCGAUGUCAGGCAAAAACCGUGGCUACGCGUUCUUGACGUUCUGCGAGAAGGCAUCUGCAGCAGAGGCGGCUAAGAAGUAUGAUGGACACGAAAUUUUGCCCGGAAAAGCUCUGAAAGUGAACGUCUCUGUCGCAAACACACGUCUGUUCCUUGGAAACAUCCCCAAGUCGAAAACUAAAGACGAAAUUCUUGAGGAGCUCAAAAAGCACGCAGAAGGUGUCACCGACGUGAUUGUGUACACGAUACCAGAUGCCACUGAACGACACAAGAACAGGGGCUUCUGCUUUGUGGACUUUGCCGAUCACAAAACGGCCUCCGAUGCGAAAAGGAAAAUCCAGCAACACAAGAUUCGACCCUUCAAUAGCGAGCUUGUUGUCGACUGGGCUGAGCAACAGGAUGAGCCUGAUGAGGAGACCAUGAACAAAGUCAAAGUUUUGUACGUCCGAAAUCUCAAGGAGUGUGUGACGGAAGAGAAGUUGAAAGAGAUCUUUGGUACGUUUGGAGAAAUCGAGCGCAUCAAGAAAAUCAAGGAUUACGCUUUUGUACAUUUCAAGGAACGAGAUCCAUGUGUUAAGGCCCUAGAAGAGUGGAAUGGUAAAGAGUUAGAGGGUGUCAGCAUUGAUUGCUCAUUGGCCAAACCACAAACUGAAAAGAAAAAGAAGCCAAUGAUGCGUGGUCGUGGUAUGGGUAUGGGCAUGGGCUUCGGAGGUCCACCAGGAGGAUUCGGUGGUCGAGGUCGCGCCAAUAACAUGUAUCCCAACAUGGGAUUCGAUGACUACGGUUACGGAGGAGGAUAUGGCAUGGGAGGUGGUUACGGAGACUAUGGUUACGGUAUGGGAGGAGGUGGUGGCGGCUACGGUGGUGGCGGCUAUGGAGACUUCCAAAACGGAGGUUACGGUGGUCCCCAAGGAGGGUUCGGAGGUGGACCCUUCGGUGGCGGCGGCUUCGGCGGCCGCGGCGGUGGUGGUGGCUUCCGUGGCGGCCGCGGCGGAAACCGAGGAGGAUUCGCAGGACGUGGCAAGCGACCGGGAGAUCGAUCCGGUGGUCCAGCGUCGAAGAGGGAUAACGGUGCGCCAGACUUUUCGGCCGAUGUAAACAUGAGCUCGUUCUAGAUUUGAUCUGAUGUUUCUUCUCCCGUAUAUUCCUCUUGAAUGUCUGUUAUAUUGUGCUGUGCAUACUGGCAGUUCUACCGUGACUUAAUGUUGUUCUGCUGUUGAGUUUGUUGGCGCGAUAAUGAUGUCGCUGUGUUCGUGUCCCUCAGUAUCUCGUCUUUUUUUCUUUUCUUUUUUCUUUUCUCUCUAUAACAACUAUGUUGUCAAGUUUAAUUAUUAUCAUUAUUAAAUAAUGUGAAUUAUUUAUUAUGAUUUGACAUCGUCAAAGAGCUUACGGCUAGUUUAUUUGCAAGGUAAAAUUUGAUGGUGAUAUAUGUUAU
Messenger RNA from Cylicocyclus nassatus, 2288 nucleotides. The record is from the annotation of a GenBank genome assembly. NCBI's taxonomy places the organism in Eukaryota, Metazoa, Nematoda, Chromadorea, Rhabditida, Strongylidae.